Molecule: messenger RNA, 12701 nt
Organism: Saccostrea echinata
Lineage: Eukaryota; Metazoa; Mollusca; Bivalvia; Ostreida; Ostreidae
Product: TPR and ankyrin repeat-containing protein 1-like
Exons: 36
Coding region: 66-11495 (3809 amino acids)
Molecular function (GO): protein binding; ATP binding
Source: RefSeq, a predicted model, not a curated record
UAAAAUGUAGAAAGAAAACUGCAAACACUGACAUACUGUUUCUGGAGGUAGGGAUCUACUAAAUCAUGAAUUUCUACGGACGGCCACCAUAUUGGAACAGGCCUCCUGAUCCUAUGUUCCUGCACCGUGAGACUCAGAGGUUUCACCAAAUGAAACAAGAAGCUCAACAGGCCCUGAACAAGAACAGAUUACGUCAGGCAGCAGCAUUGUACACGGAGGCCCUGCAAAUUGCACAGGCAUUCCCCCAUCUUAUGCAGGAGAUGCCCAAAAUUCUCAGCAACAGGUCCUUGGUUUUCUACAGACAGAGGGAAUGGAAACGAGCUUUAGACGAUGCCAAUGCCAGCAUUCAAAUAGACCCUCUCUGGAUAAAGGGAUACUGGCGUGCAGCUCAGGCCAACAAGGAACUGAAACAGCUGGGAACAGCACUGGAUGCUUCUAUAGGGGGAUAUAACGUGGCUCUCUCACAGGGGCAGGAGGAGGAAGUGAUCAGUUUCCUAGCAGAAAUUGUCACCAUUAUUGUGUCCCUCAGAUAUGACCCAAAUCAUGUGUUAGAAGCUGCUGAGAUUCACCCAGGAUCCAUUCAAAACCAAAGAAAGCUUCUUCAGCGCUUGGCCAAUAAUAAUUGCUGGGAGGGGAUAAGUUUGUUGGUGCUGGGGGUCCAUGCAGGGCCCCCCAGUUCUCUGGAUGCUGCUGCUGCCAGUUGCCCUGUAGAUAACCUAUCGGUAGGAACACUGCUGAAGACCACGCCCACUUCUGACCUCAAAAGAUUUGGUGUAGAACUAGCGAUAUGUCUUCUGAAGAGUGGGGCAUCAUAUGAGGAUAUAGAACAGAAGAUGGGAAAACCAGUUAUUCAUGUUGGUCUAACAGUUGCAUUAGAUACAGGCAAUAUUCACCUGAUAAAACUGAUGUUCAGUCAGUAUUUGAAAACACCAGAAGAAAAAGAUGCUGUCGAUGAUAAGAAGAAAACAGCUUACCAUAUACUAGUGCAUUCUGGGAAAAUCAAUGGUUCGCUUGGAGAAACUCUGCUUCGGCUUCUGAUGAACAAUGGAUGUCGUCCAUCCAUCCCUGAUGCUGAUGGCAAACUACCCAUAGACUACCUCACACCAACAGAUAUGGGGUAUAGUCUUCUGUCAAACAUCACAAAUGUAGCAGGAAACCAUGUGAAAGUCAAAAUUCUGCAUUUAAAAGAGCAAGGAAACGCAGCGUUUAAGAACAAGGAAUUGGAGGAAGCCAUUUUUUUCUAUAGCCGAGCAAUAACAAUGGCCAAAGAUUAUGAAAAUUUGACUCGUGAGACAGUCACCUUGCUGACAAACAGAGCAGCUGUUCACUUGGCCUUACACAGUAUAACGGAGGCAUUAGAAGAUGCAGAGGAGGCCGUGAAAUGUGAUCCCUCCUGGCUAAAGGGACACUGGAGGCGUGGUCAAAUUUUAAGUCAAUUAAAGAAGCACAGGGAAGCUUAUAGCGCCUUCCUAGAGGGGUACCGCAAAGGAGAGGGCACUGCUGCAGAAAAACGUAACAUUCUGGUAGAGGCCGUCACAGCAUUCCAGCACAUCAAAGGACAGCAGGAUCUGGAAACCAGUUACAAGGGCCUUAGUAAGGUAACCAAUGAUGUAUGGGCAGAUGUUCUGACCAGACUCAGUGUUAGAGGAGAGUGGGAAGCCAUUAGAUUCCUGGUUCUGGGGAUCAACUUCAUGUUUGGUGGUGGGCAAGUAAUGGCCAUGGGUUUUGCCAGAGAUGCUGAUAUGCAGGGUAUCACAUAUAAAACCCUCUUCCCAUUCCUUGAGAGACAGGAAGAUCCAGCCUCUGUGAAUUUCUGGAUAACUCCUCUUGUGCUCUUCCUCAUUACACACAGAGGAAACCUGGACAGUUUACUGAGGUUCCGAGAAUCAGAUGAGGACACACCCCUCCACGCUGCUACCAGAUUCUGUGUCCUCACAGGAGACACGGUUAUACUUAAAAGCAUGCCAAACAAUCCUCAGAUGAUAACAGUUGUAAAUGGUAAGGGGGAUUCACCAUUCCACACCCUCCUGAAGAUGUCUCCUGCCCCCCAGGGAAAGAUCCUUACCUCUCUUGUCAAGCUUCUUCUACAGAAGGGAGUGUCCCCUGUUGAGCGGGAUAGAGACCAGCUUCUGCCUAUUGACUAUGUGGAUCCAAGCAAAAACAAAGGGGUGUAUGACAUACUCCUAAAAUAUGCCAAACCUACAGAAAAUGUCAAAUCAAAAAAGCCACCAGAAAACCCACAGAAAUCAACAGAAAAAGCAAAACCUGUAAAGCCCACAACAAGUGAACAGCAGGUGCCACAAACAUCUGCAACAAGCAAAGAUAAUCUGGUGGUUAAAGAUCUAAAAUCGCAGGCAAAUGAACUGUACAAGCAAGGCUGCAUUGAGGAGGCAUUAGAGAUGUAUUGUGAUUUGUUGGAUUACAUCUCAGAAGAGUGCGAACAUGAGGUAGAAAACCAUGAGAAAGCUGUGCUCUAUGGUAACAAAGCAGAAUGUUUGUUAAAAAUGGGUCAAUUUGAGGAAGCAUUAGAGGCUGCAGUGGAAAGUGUGGGCUUUGAUGGACAUUGGUUUAAGUCACACCUGAGAGUUGGCAAAGCAAAAGCAGCACUAGGGGAGUUCAGUGUCGCCAUUCAAGCUUUUGGUAAUGCCUGUAAUGAAUUGGAGGAAACACCAGCAAAUCUGGUCGUUCGAAGGGAGAUUCUGGGAGAAUUGACAAGAAUUGCUCCUAAAGCUGGACAGAUUCCAUUGCUGGAUUUAAAAGGCUGUGGAAAACAGGUUUGGGCCCUGACCUCGUACGACUUAAUAUGUAGUGAACAGUGGAUAUCGGCCAGAUUUGCUUAUUUACAACAUUGCCAAAAGACAAUCAGUAUGGAUUUAUACCAUGAGGUUAAGGUCAGUCUGCAGCCUUUGUGUGUCCUUGACAAGGUGGUUACAGAGCAGUGGGUGAUGGAUCUGAUACUCUACUUAAUACAAACAGGAAGUGACUACCAUACAUUGUCAGUUGAGAAAUUUGACACUUACUUCCAUGCUGCUGUUAGGAUGUCCUUGGUGACUGGUAUCCUUGACCUCUUUGCAUUCAUUUUGGAGAAAGUAAAGGAGAAUGGUGACCUAAAUUUACAAGACAAGUAUGGAAAUACGGCUCUCCAUGUGGCUGCAAAGGAAGAAGACACCAAACCACAAAUUCGUCUUCAGGUCAUUUAUCUUUUGGUGGAGAUGGACAUCAAUGUACUGAAGAAAAACAAAGCUGGGAAAUAUGCCGUUCAGUAUGUACCAGGCAAGGAAAUUCAGGCCAUUACAUUGCUUCAUCAAAAGAUGGCACAGCAAGAAGAAAUGGAGAAUAUACUGAAGAAGGAGAAAGCUAGACAAGAGAGAGAACGUGAGAAACAAGAGAAACAGAGACUGCAGGAGUUACAUCAACGUGAGAAACAAGAAAAACGAGAGGAGGCCGAGAGGAAGCGACAACUUCAAAGUCAGAGAAAAACUGAGGAAAGUACAAGGUAUAAACCAGUUAAGAAUAUGACAGCAGACUCGGCUUGUACUAACUACUGUGAGCAACGUAUAGAAGACGCAAAGGAGAAACUGAAGGAAAAUAACAUGAGACAUGGUUAUCAGUUCCUGGCAGAGGUAUUGAGGAAGGACCACAGAUCUGAAAAACACAAAAAGUUGGAAAAAACUGCUUUGGAAAUAGUGAUCAAGUCUCUUGGAAAGUCCCUCAACCCAGAAAUACCCGAGAAACUUGCUAAAAUACCAAAUAAACUGUAUGAGAAAAUCAUCCAAGGACUAGCAGAUAAUGAAAAAUGGAGACAGGUGUACAUUGCAGUCAAAGAAUACAGAAUUUAUUAUGGAGAGCUGGCUAUGCCCAAUUUUGCCAAGUCGAUGUCUGUGGCAAAAGUCAUUCGACAUUCCUCAUUUCAGGGAGCAGAGCAGUUGUUAGUUGAUAUUGUGGACUACAUGUUAAAUGGUGGAGCUGUUUUAGAAAAAGAUGGAAAAAUGGCCAUCCUUGCUGCAGUACAAGAGUGCCAAUUUAAAGUUUUAGAAGUCUUGUUUAAAUGGGAUGCUAGCCCUGUUCAUCUGACUAUCAACCAGGGAGACACGCCCAUUCAUGCUGCUUUGUCCAUUGCAUUGGAAAGAGACAAAGGAAAUUUUUCCAUCCUGAACUUAUUCUUUGAUAUGUAUGAGAAAGAUCCAGAGAAAUAUCCUAUGUUAGACCCUUCACAGACAAACACAGAAGGAGAUGGACUUUUUCAUCUGGUAGCCAAAGCUAAAUACAAUGCAACCACACAGAAAGCUACAGAAUUACUUUGUGACAAAAAAGUGAAUGCCUCCAUAUAUAAUGCAGAAGGGAAACUCCCCAAAGACUACCUCAACUCAAAGAAUGACAGAAGGUUACAGUUCUUUCGCCUGGCUUCAGUUGGAGGAGUUGUCAAACCAAAGAAGAAACAAAAACCCAAAAUUCCAAAAAUAGAUGACACUGGAACUCCUGAGAACCAAGAGGAGAGUGAGCAGGAUCUGAUGCUGUACGAACGACAGGAGGAAACUCCUCCCAGGUCAGAAGAGGUCAAGGACAGGAGGUCCAAACAGGUGCUCUCAGUUCACAAGGAGGCCAUCAAAAGACACAUUGAGAACAUGAUCUACAAUCUGCCAGAUAUUCCUUACUCCAUCUUCAAUCCCAAAGUUAUCAAGUUUGAUGAAAUUCCCAGCUUUAAGCGAAAGAAGGAAUCAUCUGAAGAAAAGCAGGCACCUAUGGUUACAGAGGAUCUGGACAUGCAGGAGGAUGAAGAUCCACAGGAAGCCGGGGAGGAUCAAGAAGUGGAAGAGGAGGAUCUAGAGAUUGAUCCACAAGUGUUUGACAACUUAGAAUGGGAAGUUGAAUGUACUGCUGAUGUAUGGAGAACCCUGAGAGACAAGAAAGUCCAACCAGAGAUGAAGCAGAGAAUAAUCCGAAAAAUCCAACUCCUAGCAAAGGGGGAAUGGAGGACUCACUUGUGUAAAGAACUAAAGAAUGUUCCACCCACUCUUAAACUGUUCGAGGUAAAACUGAGUAAAGGCGACAGGAUCAUUUGGGAGCUUGCCAUUGCUUUCUCCCCAAGACUUAGUGAGAGUGCAGAGCAGAGGCUUCAGUAUACAGAAGAUGGAGCUGGCCAACCUGUCAAAGGAGGCAGGAUUUACUCUGAGGUCAUUAGGGUGUGGGACAUAGUCCUUGACCAUGACAAGAUAUAUAGAUCAGUGCAGCGUAUCAUCAAGUCUCAUAGCCGAGGGGAGGAAUGCAUAAUUCAGAAGAAUUUAAAAGGCGUCAAACAGACCCAGUUUAUGGCUGGAGCAGGGAAGAGAUUUCCUAUGAUUUUUGCCGAGAGUGAUGUUGAAAUGGAUAAAAAAGCUCUACAGGAAUAUCAGGAGAGCUUGCAGAAAUAUUACCCUCCUGCAAGCUCCAACGAAACAGAAUACCACAUCCUUAAAUUUUAUAACUUUGAUUCUAAUUUGGUCAGCCAUGUGUUGCAAAAUUUAGAGGUUAAAGUGGAUUUCCCCUUCAGGGUGACUGAUUUAGAACAUGCCAUAAUCAACCUUAGGACAGUGGCUCCCAUUCUGUUACUGGGUCGAAGUGGGACAGGAAAAACCACCUGCUGCUUGUAUAGACUGUGGAGCCAAUAUGUGUCUUACUGGACUCGAGCAACAGAAGCUGAAUCCAAACUCCUUCCAAGAUGUCAGAUCUUCAGACAAGAGGAGGAAGACAUUGCUGAUGGAGAAGAGGAGGAAGCAGCAGAAGACCAAGAAGAAGAAACAGCAGAUGAAGAACCAGUCAGAGCAGUAAAUGAAGAAGAAAUGGAAGAAGAGGGACAGCUGUAUGACCAUCUUCAUCAAAUCUUCAUUACCAAGAAUGUAGUUCUGUGUAGUGAGGUCCAGAAAAAUUUCAGGGAGCUCAGCCAUGCCUGUGAUGUAGCUAAGAACUUUGUCACAAUGGAGGACCAGGUGCUUCCUAACAGGAUACAGGACAUUGGUGAUUUCCAGUUCCCAGUAUUCACCACAUCAAAGAAACUGCUCCUGAUGUUGGAUGCUUCCUUAGAACCACCUUAUUUCUUUGACAGAAAUGAAGAUGGAAGUUUAAAGGUAGAUGUCCAAGGAUGGUCAGAAACAGAUGGGGCUUUAAGCUUCCUCCCCAUGUUAGAAGAGGUUUCAGAUGAUGAGGAAGAUGAAGAUGAUCAAUACCAAGACGCAGAUGAGGAGGAAGAUGACAGUGAUGAAGAUCAAGAACUUGGAGCCCGUCCCCGCAAGAAAGUCGACCCAAGGAGGGAGGUCACAUAUGAAGUAUUUGCUGAGGAAGUUUGGCCAAGAAUAAGUAAGAAGUGGUCAGGGCGCUAUCAUCCAUCUCUCAUCUGGAUGGAAAUCAUGUCCUUCAUCAGAGGAUCAUUUGAAGCUCUCUCUAAGCCUACAGGAUACUUGUCUAAGCAGGAAUACUUGGAUUUAGGAAGAAAAAGGGCUCCUAAUUUCUCUGGGGAAAGAGAGCACAUUUAUGAGAUAUUUAGGAAGUAUGACCACUUCAAGAGCCAAAAGUUUCUGUUUGAUGAAACAGAUUUGGUACAAAAUGUCUACAACAGGUUUAAAAAGGAGAAAGAAAUGAAAUGGAUCAUCCAUCAGAUUUAUGUGGAUGAGACCCAGGACUUUACUCAGGCUGAAUUGUGCCUUCUAUUGCGGGUGUGUCAGUCACCAAACGAGAUGUUCCUGACGGGGGACACAGCACAGAGCAUCAUGAGAGGAAUAGCUUUCAGAUUCAAUGAUCUCCGCUCUCUCUUCUUCUAUGCCAAGAAAUCCAUGCAUGCUAUUGGCAAGGCAUCUGGUGUAAAAGUGCCAAAACAAGUGUACCAGCUGACUCACAAUUAUCGUUCCCACGCUGGUAUUCUGUCCCUAGCCUCCAGUAUUUUGGAACUGAUGGUGGAAUUCUUCCCAGAAUCCUUUGACAGACUUCAGAAAGACCAAGGUCUGUUCCAGGGACCUGCUCCUGUACUACUGGAGUCCUGUAGCUUCAGUGAUUUGGCAGUGUUGUUGAGAGGGAACAAGAGGAAGACCUCUCACAUUGAGUUUGGAGCCCACCAGGCUAUCUUAGUGGUUAAUGAUGCUGCAAGGGAUAACAUUCCAGAGGAGUUAAAUCUGGGGCUCAUUCUGACAAUCUAUGAGGCCAAGGGACUCGAGUUUGAUGACAUACUCCUCUAUAACUUCUUUAAAGAUUCACAGGCAACAAAAGAGUGGAGAGUGGUUACCGAGUACCUAGAGAAGUUGGCAUCAACUAAUGCACAAAACAAACAAAAUGCAUCCGAGAGUUUAGUGGAAAUUGAUGCAGAGGUUUUCAAGCUUGCUGACCGUCCAAGGCCAUUGGCAUUUGACCCCAACCAACAUAAGGUCCUGAAUGCUGAACUGAAGCACCUUUACACUGCAGUAACUCGUGCACGAGUCAAUGUGUGGAUCUUUGAUGAGGACAUGGAUAAGAGGGCCCCUAUGUUUGAAUACUUCAAAGCUCGCAAACUUACAAGGAUUAUCACUAGCUCAGAAGUGGAAGAUGAGACAGCAGGUGGAAUGUUUGCAGAAGAAUCAACAUCAGAGGAAUGGCUGAAGAGAGGAGAAGAAUUCAUGAAGCAUUCUUUGUAUGAGGUAGCAGCCAAAUGCUUCAAUCGUGGGAAGGACUUCCACAUGGAGAAAAUAGCCCAGGCUCAUCAAUCAGCUCUUGUUGCAUCAAGAAUGAAGGACAAUCCUGCCAAAAUGAGGGAAGCAUUCUUAAGGGCUGCUGAGAAAUUCCUGGAGUGUGAACUUCCUAACAAAGCUGUCAUCUGUCUACAGAAUUCACGUGAAAAGGAACUGGUGGCUCACCUGUACGAGAAAAUCAAUCAGCUUGAAAAGGCUGGGGAGACAUAUCGAAAACUGAAGCGUCCUGCUGAAGGGAGUAGGUGCUAUGAGCAGCUGGGAAAAUUCAAUUUGGCAGUAGAUACUUUAGUGGAGAAUGAUCUGUAUGAAAUGGCUAUUGACACACUGCAGAGAUACAAACUUCUGAAAGAGGAUUUAGAAAGGAAAAGAAUACCAUUGCCACAGAUUCUGAAAGAAAAUGCUCCAAGAAAACUGCACACAGUAGAAAGUUUGAGUUUUAAAGCAGCUGAAAUUUAUCAUCGCUCCAAGAAUAAGGAGAAAAUGAAGGCUGCCCUCAGUCGUUUGCCCAAGCUGGAGGAAAGAACAGACUUUCUGAUUCGCAAAAGUUACAUAGAAGAAGCAGCUUUCUUAUUCCAAGAAGCAGACAAGCUCAGAGAAGCAGUGGAUCUAUAUUCUAAAGGAGGGAUGAACAAGAAAGCUUUGGAGUGUGCCCAGAAGUUGGGAGAUAAGGAUGUUGUUGGACAGAGUCUGAUCCUAGACAGCAAAGUACAGCUGAGUCAGUAUGAUAAAUAUGAGGACAUUGAUGAAGAAGUGAAGAAUGAAAUCUGUGAAAAUCUGAACCAAGCAUUUUACAAUCUUCACGAUUUGGAGAACAAGGUUGCAGCAGGAGAAGCAGCUUUUUUGAGAGGAGAACUCACUGGGAAUAGAGAAUUCAUUAACAAAGCUUUUGGAGAAUUUUCUCAUUCCCGACCAACUCGAUCUGAAGCAGGACAGUUGGAGUGCAUGCAUUGGAUGGUUCACAACUCUGACUUGAUGAAUAGGACGAAUCUUCAGCAAUGUAUCAUUGGAAUGCAAAACCUCUUCCGAGUCUUGUCGGUACUUGCAAAACCAGUCAAUGAAGAAGAAAGAUAUCGCCUUCAAGAAAUCUUCAAAUUCUUUGGGUUUUAUCCUGCAGAGGAAGAGAAUAGUCUUGUUUAUUAUCCUAAACAGCUUCCAAGAGCACUACAGAUUUUGCCUCAGACUUCCAAGAAAGAUUUUAGAUGCAAAGAGAACAAGAUGAAGAUUCAGAUGGAAAUCAGCAAAUUUCUGGUGAAGAGAGGGAUUGAAUGGAAGAGGAGACUAGAAGAGGCCAUUACUACACACAGGAACAGUAGAAGUCAAUGUCCAGCAUUCAAGCUUGGAGAACAAUGUGAAGAUAAAUCUUGUCCUUACCUUCAUGUCUCUUUAACACCCAAGAGUUUUGAUCUUUUGACAGAAUUUGACAUGAUGGCCGUUGAACUUGAAAUGUAUGUUGAUCAUGGUGCAGUUGAUGUUAUUGAAAGAAAUGAAGAAGUUGGUGUGUCAUGUUUCAUUCCAGACAAAUUUAAAGAAAGAUACAAGGCAUGUGAUUGGUUGCUGGAAGAUCUUCUGCCAGUGAAUUAUCAUAUAGCAAAAAUAUCCUCAGAUGCCAAUAGGGCUCAUGAUUUGCUGAGAAAACUUAAAUACCCAAAAUUGACAUAUGUAAGGAAAAGAAUGAUAAAAUACUUAAAGAACCUGUAUGAGGAAAUGGAAAGCAGUGAGAGAAAAGACAAUAUUAAAGUGUUUGUCAUGAUUCGCUUUGUCAAUCAUUUGUUAAAUCUGCAACUCAAGCCUAAACCUGAGGAUAUUAUGUUUUCAUUCGAACAAUCAAUGGAUAAAGAAUGUGCAAAGAGAGAAGAAAGGAGAAUGAAAGAUUGGGCAAUGAAGCUUGGAUUGAUGAUAGAUGAAUAUGAGGGGAAAACCUACAUUCGUUCCAUUGCUAGAAGGUUCUGUGAUGGGUAUGAUCAAAUAAUGGGAUUCAAUAAUGAUCCAGCUGAGGCAUUGAUCCAGUUUACCAAGUUCUGUGUCCUAUUGAGCAACACUGGAAGUAUAGAACUCCUCCCUCACUAUAAUCACCUCUUCUUGUGGAUGGAGUACUAUACCACAGUUGCCUUUUCUCUGUCUGCUAAAAUUCAGAACACACCAAACUUCUUUUUUGUUAUUCCAGAGUCCUUCAUUUCAGUAGUCUAUUUCAUAGAUUCCACCUUUGUUCAUGAAAAGGGGGUACCAACUUUUGAAGCUAUUCACAGACACAGAAACUGGAAGGCCAAUGAUACUGGUCUCUUUCAAGAUCGUUUGAAAAGACUUAUAGGAAUUUUAUGUGGAUUUCGCUCAAAAAUAAACCUGGUGCGUCACAUUUUUCAAUCUGACAAUCCGGAAAAGCAAAUUGAAGAUGGCAGAUUUGGUCUUGCAGAAAGACUUCUUGUGCUUUUAUUGGUGUUUGUUUGCAAUCUGGGUAAAAGUGUUUUUCCUGAUGUAGAAACAAUUUUGAUGGGAGAGCUAUGCAAAAUCAAGGUAUGGGAGCAGUACCCUAGCAGAUUAUCAGAAGCUCUGAAACUGGUGCAGCAAGCAGAUGGACCAGCAGACGUGGCAAAAGCACUCCAGAAUCUGCUGUCAAAGAGAGAGAAUGACUCUCUGAGAUACUGUGUGUGGGAUAACAGUGUGGCAAGAAAUGGUCUGAAAAAUCUGGAGCUAAAAGCUGUGGAACUCAACAAGAAAUUCUUCCUGGAGGAGGAAACACUUCAGGCUAUGGAUAACCCUCAUGAUGUGGUCUUAAAUAAUGCAGAGACAGUUGUACAGGAUGAUGAUAUGGAUACAAAAAUUACAAUGGAGGAAAAACUGAAGAUAGACCGAAAUAGGUGGGAGCAAGAGAGGAAAGAAAAGGAGGAUAAAGCCAGCAGAAUUAUUACCGAGUUCAUACGGAGAUCCAUACUACGGACAAAAGCCCAAGUAUUAUAUUAUCUUGUAAAAGAUCAAAUAAAACGUGAAAAGGAUGAGGAGAGGAUGAAAAUGUUUGAGUCAGCACAAAUAUCAGACAGCAAAUGUGGAAUUUGUGGAGUGCAGUUACAGGAGAUGGCCCCUUACCAAGCAUUCCCUGUGGACAGACAAAUUUUCACGGAAUCUCAAACCUCACAGAAUCUUCAACCUCCCAGUCCUUUACAGCUCCCACAGCCAAGUAUUAAUUCGAUGCAGCCAAGUCCAUUUAAUCGAAGUCCAGAAGUAUUGAAGGACAAUCCAUUUGCCAAGCUGCUUGAAAAUCCUUUUGAGCUAUUGACUGAUUCUGCUCCACAAGUGUCAAUUCUGGAAACCAGAGAAGAUCAUGAACGGAGUGAGAAACACAAAGAAAUGGUGAAAUUUUACCAGCUCUUCAGAAGCAAAUUUCAGAGAGAGAUUUCAGACCCACUAGAAGAAGUGAAAAGUUUCAUUCAGAAGUAUAAAUUGGGACCAGAGGUAGCUGAAAAAUAUUACAAAGGGGAGACCUAUCUCAUCAUAAAUUGUUGUAAACAAAAGGAUUUGGUGGAGGGCAAAAUUAAAAGUAUAAUUGAGAAAUGUGACUGGCAGAAUGCAGAAAUACAGCAGGAUGUGGACAUCAUGUUGGGACUCUUCUAUGAUAUCAGGAAACAUGUGGAGGAAGAAGCAAAGAAAAGGAAAGAGAAAUCAGACAGACAGAGGGAAGAAGCUCAGCGUGCCAAAGCCAGCCCAGAGAAUUGGGAGGAUGAGUAUGAUCCCAUUGAGCCAGUGGUGGAGGAACCUCAGAGAGAAAAACGUCCCAGAGGGAGGGGGAAAAAGAAAAGCAUGACACACUGAGAGGGAAAUAAUAGAUAACACACUGAGGGGGGAUAGUAGACGAGGAAGAGACUUUAUUUUUUUAUAGUGAUUAGCAUUAAGUGACAUGACUGUAUCAUAAAUAUUUUAGAACAUGAACUUUUUCUUUGAUUGAAACAUAUUGUGUAGGUUGUUAUUACUUUAGCAAGCUUAUUUAUGUCACCCUUCUAUAUAUAAUUUUAAUUUUAUCAAUUCAAACAAAACUUGAUAUAUCCAUCUUCUGUAAAUUGAGUUUGUGUUGACAAUAUGCUGAGUUUUUAUGCAAGGUAAUGAAAAGUGGUACCAGAUAUUCUUUCUAAAAAUGUAGAACCAAAAAUUGGCAAGAAUUAUAAAGUGAAACUUGUCUAAUCUGGAUGUUGUGUAUUCCAAAAUCUUGCUUAAUACAAUGUAAGCAUUAAGUUCCUUGCAGUAGAUUCAAUUGUUUAAAAUGUUGUGUAAUCCGGAAUGUCUAAUCCAGCCAAUUUCUAUGGAAUUGUUGGUGUCCAGAUAAGACAAGUUUUACUGUAUAAAGCAUGAAUUUACAAAUGAUCAAUCAUGAUCCUGAAUCGAGGAUGAUAAGAAAAUACUGAUGUUUCAGAAAGUAUGAUCACUGUUAUUUUUUUUUUUUAAAUCGUGUGCAAACAUUGUGAUGAAUUAAAUUUUUUUGGUCCUUGAACUUCAAUGGGAUUUUUGGAAAAGAAAUGAUGAGUUUUCAUGGAGAAAUCUAAUUAAACCAUGAAAGUUUAUUUAAAGAAAUGCUAAAUCCCAGUCUACAAAUAUAUUUGUAAAGAAACUGUUUAUUAGAUUUACUCUCUAUGUAAAUUAAGUCAAGCAGUGUGAUUUGUGAUCAGUAUUUAUUUUAUUAAACGUAAAUUUGAGAGAAAAGGGAAAAAAAAGAAAAUUGGCAUUUUUUCAAAAGCAGCAAGAGCAAUUCUAUUGGGAUGAACAGUUUACAUAAUUUUUGAGACUAUGAUGGGAUGGUAGGAUUUUUUUAAAGAAAAAUUGCAAGAAAAAACAUCACCAAUAUGUACUCCAUGUCUGAUCAUGCUGAUUUAGAAAGUCCUCUUGCUCUGUGUAUGAGGCCUUUUAGAUAACUGCUGCUCUUUGUAGUUUUGAUUUGAUUCGCCUGUUAGAGGGGUAAUGAAAUAUGGUUUUGAAUGUGUUUUUCUGUUGUUAUUUUUUCUUUCAAUAAAAAAUAAGAAAAAUGUU